This is a messenger RNA of Aspergillus novofumigatus IBT 16806, 1063 nucleotides long. Its product is annotated as NAD(P)-dependent alcohol dehydrogenase. NCBI's taxonomy places the organism in Eukaryota, Fungi, Ascomycota, Eurotiomycetes, Eurotiales, Aspergillaceae. Gene Ontology annotation, molecular function: oxidoreductase activity. The transcript is spliced from 2 exons. Bases 260 to 1063 code for a protein of 267 amino acids. The record is from RefSeq and is a predicted model, not a curated record.
ACUCCACACACAUCAUCUUGUUAUCCUCUACUACAUCAUCACAAGAACAGUCUCAUCAGUAGAUGAAAAUGGAUAAAAUGGAUAAAAUGGACCACCCCUCGACAAUGAAAGCUUGGCUCUACACCAGCACCACCGGAGGCCUCGAGAAAAACCUCGAGCUCAGCACCUCCGCCCGCACCCCCGGCGCCCCGGCCACGACCAACUGCUCAUCAAAGUCAUCUCAGCAUCCAUCAACCCAGCCGACUACAAAGUCCCCGAAAUGCCCAUCGCAUCCCGAUUUCUCGUGGCCUACCCCGCCACCCCGGGAAUGGACUUUUGCGGGAAGAUAGUAACCGCCGGCCCCGGCGUGACAGCCUUCCAACCCGGCCAGCUCGUCUACGGCACCACCGCUGCGCCGACGCAGUUCGGCUCGCUGGGCGAGUACCUCCUCUGCAAGACGGGGAAUGUAGCUCUCCUACCGGAGGGUGUAGCGCCCGACCACGCCGCCACCGUGGGCGUCGCCGCGCAGACGGCGUACCAGUCUAUCGCGCCGUAUGUCUCGCAAGGCGACAGGGUGUUUAUCAACGGGGGUUCAGGCGGGUGCGGGAUCUUCGCGAUUCAGGUCGCCAAGGCGCUGGGGUGUACCGUCACCACAACGUGUUCGACGCGCAAUGUGCAGUUCUGCAAGGAUCUGGGGGCCGAUGAGGUGAUUGACUAUGCCCAGGAGGAUGUGCUGGGUGUCCUCCGUGCCCGGGGGCAGGUGUAUGCGCAUGUGGUCGACCAUAUUGGGCUGCCGGAGGGGCUGUACGCGCAGUCGCAUGCGUUCUUGCUUCCGGGAAAGGCGUUUGUGCAGGUGGGUGCGGCGUCGAUGCUUACGUUUGUGCGGCGGGUGUAUGUGAUUUUUAUGCUGAAGAGUAAUAAAGAGGAUAUUGCGACGCUGGGGGAGUGGAUGCAGCAGGGGAAGUUGCGCGUGGAGGUUGACAGCACGUAUGAGCUGGAGGAUGCGGUCAAGGCGUUUGAGAAGCUGAGGUCGGGGAGAGCCAGAGGGAAGAUUAUCAUUCAUGUUUCUACUGAGUCCAAGUAA